AUGAAAUUCCUUCUAGAAGCUUUCUGGAAACCUUCCCCAUCAGGCUUAAGCCCAAUCUCCUUCUUUCAUGCAUGGACCAUCAUUCUCCCCACGCGUCCAGCUUUUCGCCAGGUUUGUGCUUUCCCUCCCCUGAAGCUCCUUGUCAGAGAUGAUGACGGCGGCACCCCUUUUUGGCCGUUACUCCCUAGCUCAGAUGCUCAGCUGCCCUGCGCAAGCGCCGACCUAGAGAUGGCAGAGGCCAAGAGAGUCCACUGUGAAGAUGCUGAUCCUCGCUAA
This is a messenger RNA of Colletotrichum truncatum, 276 nucleotides long. RefSeq lists its product as uncharacterized. The record is from RefSeq and is a predicted model, not a curated record. NCBI's taxonomy places the organism in Eukaryota, Fungi, Ascomycota, Sordariomycetes, Glomerellales, Glomerellaceae.